UCCCACUAUAGGGCCCUCCCCUUUCCCUUUUUUAAAUAUAUGUCUUCCAUUAGAUAAAGAUUGCAGGUUCAGUUCUUCAUAUCGGUUAUUUUAGAUGGGACACGGGCUGCUGAAGAUGCUAAGUGUGUUGGCUAACUGUAUUAGUUAUCUAUUGCUGCAUAGCAGGUGACCUUGAAUUAAUCAAAUAACCCACAUGUAUUAUGUGAUAGUUUCUGUGGGUCUGGGCAUGGUGUAGCCGAGUCCUAUAUAAGGAUGCUAUUGAGAUGUUAGCUAGGAUAGAGGACUCUUGGAUGCUUGACUGGGGAAAUAUCAUCUUCCUAGCUCACUGGGUACCUGAAUUUGUUUCUUUGUAGUCGUAGGGCUGAGGUUUCCAUUUUCUUUCUUGUUGGCUAUUGGCUGAAAGGCUUGUAGGCUGUUGGUUGGAGGCCUCCCUCACUUCCUAAAGAGCUGGUCCGGCUCAUGAGCAGCUCGGAGCUCAAUGUCUUGACCCCCUCCCUCCACACCGUGGGGAACAUCGUCACGGGAACGGAUCACCAGACCCAGGUGGCCAUCGACGCGGGCAUGCUGCCCGUGUUGCCCCAGCUCCGGAUGCACCCCAAGUCCUCCAUCCAGAGGGAAGCAGCUUGGGCCUUGAGCAACGUGGCUGCAGGGCCUCGCCAGCACAUCCAGCGGCUGAUAGCUUGCGGCAUGCUGCCUCCUUUGGUGGCUCUGCUGAAAAACGGAGAAUUUAAAGUCCAGAAAGAGGCCGUUUGGACCGUGGCUAACUUCACAACUGGAGGCACCAUAGACCAGUUGAUCCAGCUUGUCCACUCUGGUGUCCUGGAGCCACUGGUGAAUCUGCGUACCAUCCAAGACAGCAAAAUUUUUAUCAUCAUCCUUGAUGUUAUCUCUUUUAUCCUCCAGGCAGCAGAGAAGCUUUCAGAGAAGGAAAACCCGUGUCUUCUGAUAGAGGAAAUGGGUGGCAUUGAUAAAAUCGAGGCUUUGCAACUUCAUGAGAACCCUCAGGUUGCUCUGACUGCUUUGAACAUUAUCGAGAACCAUUUUUCUGAGGGAGAAGAAAGUGGCACAGUAUUACCAGCCCUGGACCAAGAUCAUGAAUUCUUAAACCGCUUAACAAAGCAAUACCAAGGCCCCACGACUCCUAAACCAAGGAGCAAACCCUAAUGGGUAACUUCUUUAAGAACCUUCUAUGUCUUGGCAUGGCACAGGUGUAAAGCUUUUUAAACUAAAUGUUAAUAAAAUUUUCGACACCUUCACCUCCAUCUAUCAAAAAAAAAAAAAGUUUCUUGUCA
Mirounga angustirostris (Northern elephant seal) is the source of this 1292-nucleotide messenger RNA. RefSeq names its product importin subunit alpha-8-like. The transcript has a single exon. Gene Ontology annotation, cellular component: nucleus. The record is from RefSeq and is a predicted model, not a curated record. Gene Ontology annotation, biological process: NLS-bearing protein import into nucleus. The coding region runs from base 460 to 1164 and encodes 234 amino acids. Lineage: Eukaryota; Metazoa; Chordata; Mammalia; Carnivora; Phocidae. Gene Ontology annotation, molecular function: nuclear import signal receptor activity; protein binding.